Messenger RNA from Tupaia belangeri chinensis (Chinese tree shrew), 990 nucleotides. RefSeq names its product ATP synthase F(0) complex subunit B1, mitochondrial-like. Lineage: Eukaryota; Metazoa; Chordata; Mammalia; Scandentia; Tupaiidae. Gene Ontology annotation, biological process: proton motive force-driven ATP synthesis. The record is from RefSeq and is a predicted model, not a curated record. Gene Ontology annotation, molecular function: proton-transporting ATP synthase activity, rotational mechanism.
AUGAAAAAGCCCUCUACCAAAAACACGUCUGAGAACCUCCCCAAGGCUGAGGGGUGGAAGGUGGAGCCUCGACAGGUCAAGCAGAGCAUGGUCUACGUGCACAUCCAUCUGGGCCAGCCCUCGUGUCCCCUCGCCUGGGAAUGUCCACGUGCAUUUCCGAGACCAAUGAAAGAGGGGUCAGCCUCAGGAUAUGAUGGUAUCAGCACAGAACAUGAGGACAUGUUUAAAACAGCCCCCUCUCUGAAGAACGCUGUCCUCCUAGGUCCAGGAGUGUUGCAGGCAACAAGGAUCUUUCACACAGGACAACCACGUCUUGCCCCUGUACCAUCUCUUCCUGAACAUAGAGGAAAAGUUCAUCUUGGACUGAUCCCUGAGGAGUUCUUCCAGUUCCUUUAUUCUAAAACUGGUGUAACAGGACCUUAUGUGCUUGGAACUGGGCUUAUCUUGUAUUUUCUAUCCAAAGAAAUAUAUAUGAUUACCCCAGAGACAUUUUCUGCUAUAUCAGUAGUAGGGUUACUUGUCUAUGCAAUUAAAAAAUAUGGUGCUGCUGUUGGAGAAUUUACUGAUAAACUCAAUGAAAAAAUUGCCCAACUAGAAGCAGCAAAGCAGGAGACCAUCCAACAAAUCCAGGAUGCAAUUGAUUUGGAGAAGUUGCAGCAGGCACUGGUUCAGAAGCGCCAUUAUCUUUUUGAUGUCCAGAGGAACAAUAUUGCUAUGGCCUUGGAGGUUACUUACUGGGAACAACUUCACAAAGUGUAUAAGGAGGUAAAGAACUGCUUGGACUAUCACAUUUCUGUGCAGAAUAUGAUGGUUCGAAAGGAACAAGAGCACAUGAUCAACUGGAUGGAGAAGCAUGUGGUGCAGAGCAUCUCCACACAGCAGGAAAAGGAGACAAUCACCAAGUGCAUUGCAGAUCUGAAGUUGCUGGCAAAGAAGGCCCAGGCACAGCCAGUUCUGUGAAUGUUUCUAUCCCCAUUAGACAGCUUGAAA